Anoplopoma fimbria (sablefish) is the source of this 394-nucleotide messenger RNA. RefSeq names its product translation initiation factor IF-2, mitochondrial-like. The record is from RefSeq and is a predicted model, not a curated record. The transcript has 3 exons. NCBI's taxonomy places the organism in Eukaryota, Metazoa, Chordata, Actinopteri, Perciformes, Anoplopomatidae. The coding region runs from base 34 to 393 and encodes 119 amino acids.
AAGAACAAGUUCGCUGUGAGGCCGAGCGAGCGGAUGCAGAGCGACGGGCCGAGCCUGCCGCUCAUCAUUAAAGGUGACGUGGACGGCUCGGUGGAGACCCUCCUCAACAUCCUGGACAGCUACGACGCUCAGCGGCAGUGUCAGCUGGAAGUGCUUCACUUCGGCAUCGGGGACGUUUCAGAGAACGACGUCAACAUGGCCGACACAUUCACAGGUUCCGUUUACGGCUUCAACGUCGCAGCCAGCAAGUCCAUCCAGCAGCUGGCGGCGAAGCGAGGCGUCCCGCUGAGGCUUCACACCGUCAUCUACAGACUGAUCGACGAGCUGAAGGUGGAGCUGAGCAGCAAACUGCCUCCACUGCUGUCGGAGAACAUCGUCGGUGAGGAACCGUAGA